AUGUCCUGUUUGAUAAACUCCGGGCAGUUUCCGGCAGUGGGCAGCAGCACGGGAGCGUUCAUUGGCAGAGAGGAGCCCGGGCACGGCUUAGAAACCUUCGAUCUGACCAGUUCGGCAGGUGUGGCAGCAUCAGGCUCAGGCUCGUUUGCCGCGUCGAUAUUGGUCGGAGAUUAUGCCCCCAUUGAUCUGCGGACGAGACAGUGGGCACUAGAGCCUGACAGGCCACUGUGCCGAACCUGCGAGAGAGGCUCAGCGAGGUGGUUCCGUCUCAUCAAGUGGUUGGUUGGCAGCGUGCACCAGUGCUACGUAGACAGUGUGCAGCAGUACUACAGGUCCGUGUGUGUGCGGUGUGUGCUGCAUGUGCGGUGUGCGCUGCGUGUGCGGUGUGUGCUGCGUGUGCGGUGUGUGCUGCGUGUGCGGUGUGUGCUGCGUGUGCGGUGUGUGCUGCGUGUGCGGUGUGUGCUGCAUGUGCGGUGUGUGCUGCGUGUGCGGUGUGUGCUGCGUGUGCGGUGUGUGCUGCGUGUGCGGUGUGUGCUGCAUGUGCAGUGUGUGCUGCAUGUGCGGUGUGUGCUGCAUGUGCAGUGUGUGCUGCAUGUGCGGUGGUUGCUGCAUGUGCAGUGUGUGCUGCAUGUGCGGUGUGUGCUGCAUGUGCGGUGUGUGCUGCGUGUGCGGUGUGUGCUGCGUGUGCGGUGUGUGCUGCGUGUGCGGUGUGUGCUGCAUGUGCAGUGUGUGCUGCAUGUGCGGUGUGUGCUGCAUGUGCAGUGUGUGCUGCAUGUGCGGUGUGUGCUGCGUGUGCGGUUUAGCUUCCCCCCAAACUGGCAAGUCAUGGCAUGGUUUGGCUUCCCCCCAAACUAUGAAGUCGUGGCUUGGUCAGGGGACAAUCCUUGCAGCCUUGCUGGGCCUGCCGGGUUUCUUUCGAGGGGUGGUGCCACGGGUGAUGAAGCGAUUACUCAGCAAGCACUCGCUAUCCCUCCCCUCCUUCCCCUCCUGCCGCUCCUUCCUCCUUCCCGUCCUGCUCCUCCGUUCCCUCCUGCUCCUCCGUUCCCUCCUGUCUCCUCCACCCCCCCAGUCUCAGGGCCUGCCGGGUUUCUUUCGACGGGUGGUGCCACGGGUGAUGAAGCGACUACUCAGCAAGCACUCGCUAUGCCUCCCGUCCUUCCCCUCCUGCCGCUCCUUCCGCCUUUCCCUCCUGCUCCUCCGUUCCCUCCUGUCUCCUCCACCCCCCCAGUCUCAGGGCCUGCUGGGUUUCUUUCGAGGGGUGGUGCCACGGGUAAUGAAGCGAUUACUCAGAAAGCACUCGCUAUCCCUCCCCUCCUUCCCCUCCUUCCUCCUUCCCCUCCUGCUCCUCCUUUCCCCCCUAUCUCCUCCACCCCCCCAGUCUCAGGGCCUGCCGGGUUUCUUUCGAGGGGUGGUACCACGGGUGAUGAAGCGAUUACUCAGCAAGCACUCGCUAUCCCUCCCCCCCCCCCCCCGACAGUUUAG
Closterium sp. NIES-65 is the source of this 1482-nucleotide messenger RNA. Lineage: Eukaryota; Viridiplantae; Streptophyta; Zygnematophyceae; Desmidiales; Closteriaceae. The record is from the annotation of a GenBank genome assembly.